UGCACAACCGGCCGCGUCCAGCCAGUCAGUCAGUGUUUCUUUGCUGUCAAUCGCGCGCGCACACACGGCCUGCUGAGAUUUCGUCGUCCGCGUCAAGUUGAAUUCGGGGUUCGCGUUAAGGUUGGCAACGCUUUCGGCUUUAACGCGCCGUUGAUGUUUGGAUGUUUGGCAGAUUAAACCCUAACGAGCUAUUAAUUGGCAGAUGAGAGUGAUUGCGAGCACAAGUGUGUUGCAGUGCUGCUAGCUUGGUUGAAGAUUCCCCCGGACACGGAAGUGUGUCAAUAGAGUGUCUUUAGUGCGAUUUGAGCUACUUAAUUUUCCAGCCGGUUACGUUUGACAUUGGCAAAGGCGUCUGCUAAUUUGUCGUCUGUGACGGUUCGUUGACCUGCAGGGUGUUAGUGAAUUUGACGCCAAGUUUGGUGAACAGUGAAGCCAUGUUUCGCCAAGUGUGACAGCAGUUAGCGAAGAUCGCGAGAAGACAGGAAGUGGUGUCAGUGACACAAGAAGUGGUGAUUUUUUGAGGGAUUGUGGUGAACAUAAAACGCUGUCAAAAUUCCGCCGCUAGCGAUAAUGUCGUCGACAACGCACGAGGAGGAAGAUCUGGAUCAUGAUCAGGAGAUCAACGUGGACGCGGAUUCGGAUUCGCACUCGCGGAUGUCGUACAACAGUGCCGCCUCGGAGGAUAUAGAUCUGGAUGGCGACGGCAACGGGAGUUCGUGCUACGACGAGUCGGAUCUAGCGAGUGACCACCAAACCCCCUCCGAGCAGACGACCCGAUCCCCCAACGAGAACCUCACCUUCAGCAUAUCGAGGCUCCUGUCGAAAUCGUACGGCAGAAAGGACCACGACCACGACCACCACAGCAAACAGGACAAAGAGUCUUCCGACGGGGACGGGGACGGUCCGAACGGCAAGUCGGAACAUCACAUCACGGCCAGCGGACUCCAUUACACCGCCGGCGCCCUGUACAGCUACCCGAUCUACCCGGCCGGCCACGUGCUCCGAGUGCCUCCCCAGCGAGGGCCCUGCAAUCCGCUGACCUGGUCGCUGCCCCCGCUACAUCCGGCCGCCCUCGCCCACCAAGCCGUCAAGGACAGACUGGCCGCAUUCCCCAUCGCCCGCCGGAUCGGUCACCCGUACCAGAAUCGAACGCCGCCGAAGCGGAAAAAGCCCCGCACCUCGUUCACCCGGAUCCAGGUCGCGGAGCUGGAGAAGCGGUUCCACAAGCAAAAGUACCUGGCGUCGGCCGAGCGGGCAGCACUGGCGCGGGGCCUCAAAAUGACCGACGCCCAGGUGAAAACGUGGUUCCAGAACCGGCGGACCAAGUGGAGACGUCAAACGGCCGAAGAGCGCGAAGCCGAACGGCAAGCGGCAAACCGACUCAUGCUCUCCCUCCAGGCGGAAGCCCUGAGCAAGGGCUUCGGUGGACCACCCCCGUCGGCCGCCCAAUCCGGCACGGCCCCCGGCGCUCCACUGGCGGCCCUGCACGGCCUACAACCCUGGGCCGAAGCGCACACCGCCGGAUGCUGAAGCAUGUAAAAUAUUGAGCUGAAAAUAAUAAUAAUAAAAAAAAACUAGCACUUUUAAACAUUCACUCUAUUUAGAGUAGUGCCCCUUUCUGGGGCGUUAGGUUAAGUACUAUGAACAACUUCUUUGUGAUAAAUAGAGAGGAAUCUGCAGCAUCUUUUUGUAGCGCUUUAGGAAGAUAUUGUUAGUUUUUUAAGUAACGUGCUUGCGCGACGCGGUUAAUUUUGUAAAUUUGAUUGUAAAAUUGCAUUAGACACGCCACGUUUAUCUUAUUGUUUACGUUAAUUUGAACAAGUACUUAAUCAUCGUUUUUCUGUAGUGAAUAAACCUUAAGAUUUUAUUGAUCAACUCUAAUUAAGAGUGUUGGUUUGACAGUUUAGUCCAAACAUUGCCACUUCGUGUAUAAAAGUACUUUAAAACAACGCGCUGAUUUGUCUCAGUGUGGAGCAAUGAAUGCCGAGCUGUCGAAGUUGACCUCACUAUUAAUUUUUAAGGUUGCAAUAAAAAUCAAUUUUGUCAUGUUUUAUUUGCUACAAGAUUUGCUAGGUACAAUGUUUAUUUUGUUCAUCGUUUGACAAUUCGUCACCUGUAAAGUAUAAACUCAUGAUCAUACAUCUUUACGAGCAGCAGUAUUUUAACAAAAUCAUUUAUCUCCUUAGUUUUUAAGAUCAAUCGGCAAGCAAGACAAUGUUACUCGCUACUCAUGUCAAUAAAUUAGAAGCUUUGCGCAGCUCUACCGUUUUCUCGCACCUUAAACACAAAAAAAACGAAAAGAUAUGUAUAAUCCGAGAGCAAUAGCGAGUAAAUAAGGCAAAACAAAUAUAUAAACUAUAAAUCAAUUUAAACUGAUAACCCUAAUGGUACACGCUAAAGUGUGAGAACUCACAAAAAAAAACAUUCCGUAAGAUCGCACGCAAAUUCACUCACAUUCAUCACACAAACACAUAUACGAAAUGAAAUAAUGAAUCAUGUAAAUAGAUAGCAUCCGUGGCCCGGUCGGCAAGUAACGUGAGUUAAAGGUGCAAACCUUUAAAGUGUCGCAACA
Molecule: messenger RNA, 2572 nt
Organism: Culex pipiens pallens (northern house mosquito)
Lineage: Eukaryota; Metazoa; Arthropoda; Insecta; Diptera; Culicidae
Gene: C15
Product: T-cell leukemia homeobox protein 3
Exons: 4
Coding region: 571-1530 (319 amino acids)
Biological process (GO): animal organ development; regulation of transcription by RNA polymerase II
Cellular component (GO): nucleus
Molecular function (GO): RNA polymerase II cis-regulatory region sequence-specific DNA binding; DNA-binding transcription factor activity, RNA polymerase II-specific
Source: RefSeq, a predicted model, not a curated record